GUCCAUGCUAUAUAAGACUCCCACAGCCAGUCAGGUCAACAAGAUACAACCACAAGGAACCAGGACUGAAGCAGAGGAUCACUCACUCUCAGACACACAUUUCUUCUCAUCUACCCGCACAUUAACAGGAACAGGUGAGUUGCUUGCAGCCAGGACACGUCUGGAUUGAUUUAGGAUUUUUUUUGGAAAAUCUAUAUUUUAAAACUGGUUGAGUUUUUCCAUUGUGAACAACUGAGUAUCAAAACCUUUGAUUUUGUCAACGGAUGUAUGAUUGAUAUGGAGCAUUUUGCUUCUCAAUGUAAAAUGGACUUAUGUCUGUCUUCGGCUACUCACUUGUGGUUCUGUCUGCAGGUCACAAUGUUUGCCAUCCACUCCCUGGCUGGUCUUCUCCUCCUGGUCAUCAUACAGAGCAGUUGGCAGGUCCCUCUACAAGAGGCUGAGGACAACUCAAGGUACAGCUCGAAAACGUUAUAUUUUACAUGGGGGGGAAAUGAUACCAAUUUUCCAUGGGAUAUUUUAACAAAUAUUUUCAGAACAUAUCAUAGGAAAAAAGCACACAAGGUACAGUAUCAACGUAAAGUAUGAGCUUGUAAGAUACAGACGGAAUGACUAGUGUUUAACACAUAAUGUACAUGUAUCCAACAGCAAAUGUCAAUCAAAAUUAGACUAUAAUGAGGCAUCUAUCAGCAUAAUUUCAGCAUGAAAGAUUCUUCUUCUCCUGUAGCUUAGAGACAGCAGACUCACUAUUGAAGGCUUUGAGGGGCGUGUCUAACGUGAAGAGACAUUCAGAGGGAACCUUCUCUAACGACUACAGUAAAUACCAGGAAGAUAGGCGGGCUCAGGACUUUGUUCAAUGGCUUAUGAACUCCAAGAGGAGUGGGUGAGUGUUUCAACAGAGUAAUAUUAUAUAUUUUUUGGCUUAUGACUGGUAUGAUACUGUGGGGUGGAGAAAUUAUAAUAUAUUUUUCUUAAUGAGAACAAGAACAGUUCAGUCUUUUAGAAACUUUUACUGGGAUGAAUACUGUAUAUCUUGAGUUGAACAAUCAAAGAUUUGGAGGGAGAAAUUACAGAUUUAAACUUCAUCCCAAAAUGUUUGUCUAAAGCACCAUGUAUAUUAUGGCAUUGUUUGCACAUACAGAGAAAGGAUAGUCAUGUAGCAACAUAUUCAUAUACAGAGUCCUUCCAAGUCAAACAAAGUAACUUGAUGUUAUUAACACUACUCAUCACUUUGAAACUAAUAGCACCCAUCCAUUUUCAUUAUCAACUUAUCCUCAACUUUUAUAUCAAUACAAACACUUAAAAUACAAUAUUUAAGUUUUUUACUAGCAAAGUUAGUGAAAAACAGUUAUAAGAACUCAGAGGCCAUUUUACCUGAGCCAGAAUGAUGUCACAGUACUAUCAUUGGUUGAAUGGAGUUUCGUAUCCAUCACACCAUUUCCUCUCUAUCCCCAUCUAGUGCUCCAUCCAAACGCCAUGCCGACGGGACCUACACCAGUGACGUGAGCACCUACCUACAGGACCAGGCGGCCAAGGACUUUGUGUCCUGGCUCAAAUCAGGACGGGCCAGACGAGAGUAGGCUUCCCUUCACCCUACCGUACCAACAUAGUGUGUGUCAUGUCUAACGCGAGAAGAAGAGAGAGAGAAAAGAUAAUCAACUACUUAGCUAAUUGAUCCAUUGCCGCACCGUUGCUUUCUUAAGGCCUGUGUUGACAUUUCAUGUGGUCGUGCCCAAUAAAUCCCAUGAAACUAUGCUCUGCAUUUAUUGAUACAUUUAUUGAUAUUUGCCCCUCGGAUGACUGUGUUGACUGGGUUGGAAGAGAGCGUAUCACACAGUUACUGUGUGCAUAAACACCUGUUCAGGGAACCAAGGUGUCCUCUAAUGAAUCACUACAGCUACAGAUCACUACUUCAUAAAUCAUCCAAUAGUCAUAAUGCGCAACUAGAAAAGGGUACAUUUCCUGAAAAAAAUGUGUAUUCUUGCUUCAGCCGACUAAAAGUUGAACCCAACAUGGUUGGUAAUUGUGUAUAGAAGAAUUGUGUGUGGAACCACUGACAAGUGUGUGUUAUCUUGUGUAUUGUACCUAGAUCUGCUGAGGAGAGCAGGGGGAAUGAUCCAAUGAGCAGAAGACAUGUAGAUGGAAGCUUCACCAGCGACGUGAACAAGGUCCUAGACAGCAUGGCCGCCAAAGAGUAUUUACUCUGGGUCAUGACCUCCAAACCCUCAGGGAAAAGGUAGACAUCAGAACACAACCAGAAGCGUAUGAAAUGGCACCCUAUUCCCUAUAUAGUGCACUAGGGCUCUGAUUAGAACGAGUGAAUAUGGUGCCAUUUUAGACAAGUUUGUCAAUGGAGUGAAACCAGCAUGUAUUGCUUACAUCAAUAUUUGAUCAAUAAUUUGUUGUUGUCACACCCUUUUUCUCUGUAUCUCUCUCUCUCUCACACUAAACUGUGUUACUGUAUGGUGUCACGGUCUGAUAAUUCCCCUAUGUUUAUUUCAGUAACAAACGUCAAGAAGAUCAUUGAAAGAAGACAAACGCUUCCUUGUUCAAGAGAAACUUGGAUACUGUGCUACAAAUGAUAAGCCUUGACAAAAACUAAAAGCCAUAGUAAAAAGCCAUACUGCUUAGCAUUGUUGUAACGUUGAUACAAUGUUGGAAAUUCUUAGAUUGUUUACUCUACAUAAUGUGAUAAUAAAAAAACACAUUAUGUAUUCUUCCUUAACUUUUUGGUGCAUUUAUGCAUCAGGUCAGUUGUCAAAUUAUACAAAUAUUUUUCUAUAAAUUAACAUUAUUUUCUAUAUUUGUAAUGUUUAAAAAAAGAGAACAUGUUAAAAACUCAGAUAUAAUGUGAUAAACUAUCUGGUAACUUGUGUGUGAAUUUGGUUUUUAUCCCAUAUGUAUCAAAACCUGCUCUGCAAAAAUAAACUAUUUCAUUGUGUUUGUUGUAUCAUAUUUUUGACUAGCCAUGCGUCCAUACCAAUGGAAUUCCAAAUAUUUCAGUUCAUGGUGCUGAAAAGAAAACCUGUCAACAUUAAACUGUUGUGCCAAUGAUAGUAGUCUGUGUACUAGACUAGAGUUGAAAACUGUGGUUGUGCAUCUCAAAGAAACUGUCCAUGGUUCAGAAACCGAAAUGCAUGGCAUUCAAGUAACGUUUUUAGUUAUAAUGAAAUACUAAUAAUAGCGUGAAUUGGUGAACCAGAAUGUGUACUACAAAUCUGAAUUCUAGAACGUUCACGGAAAAAACGACCGUUCAGAUUCGCUCAACGGAAAAACAUGGUGCCCCUAAACUACAGAUAAAAUGGGUUGGAUAAAGGGAGAGGGUGAGACCGAGGACUCGUACAAAAUAAGCAAAAUAGCUGCCCACGUACCUGAUCUAGUUGUCUACAGCACCCUCACCAACGAUAUCCCCUACGCAGAGAACUUUCAUGGAGUCCUUCUCUUCGCGGAUGUAUCAGGCAAACUAAUCUGUUAGCUAGCUACGUUAGCUAUCUCGCUAGCUAACAUGAGCUAGAAUUCCCUUUCGAUCUAAAUUUAGAAACUAGCUAGCUAACGUUAGCUAACCCACUAGCUAGAAGUCAACUAAUCCAUUUUGUAUAUUUUUUAGGUUUCACUAAUCUGACUGAGAAGUUCAGUUUGAGUAGCAAGAAAGGCUAUGGAGCAGACGAGUUGACACGCACACUCAACAGCUACAUUGGGGAAAUAGUCAGUCGUAAGUUAGCUAUGGUUUCAUUAAGUUAAAGCAAUACAAUAUCAAUCUAACGUUAUGUACCGUUAGUUAACUUAGUCCAAAAAAAAUGUAGUUACCAAGCAAUGCUUUGUUCCCUGUAUUUCAGACAUCCUUGAUGCUGGGGGAGACAUUCUGAAUUAUGCAGGUAACAAUUGGCUUCCCUCUCAGCAUUGAGACACAGAUUCACCAUGAUCACAAUUCCUAGCUACAGUACUUCUCUACUCAUCAUGGCCAAACAACAUUUUAUCACAGGCGAUGCCAUCUUGGCUCUAUGGACGGUGGAGAGGAUCCAGCUCAGUGAAGUAAUCUCCCUGGUGGUCAAAUGCAGCCUCAACAUCCAGGACCAGUGUGGUGUCCGGGAGACAGAAGUGGGCUGUCAGCUAAAAGUUAAAAUAGGUGCAUUUCUGAGUCUCAUACAGACAGAGAGACAUGUUUGUGCCAUAACACCAGGGCCCGUAUUCACAAAGAGUGCAGAUCUAGGAUCAGUUUUGCCUUUUAAAUCAUAAUGAAUAAGGGGGGACCUGAUCCUAGAUCAGUACUCUACGCUUUGUGAAUUUGGGCCCUGAUUAUCCGGCUACACUUGACUUUAUAGGCAACUAGAACCCCGAAUAUGAUACCCCUUCUCUGCUGUCCCAAGGGAUAUCUGCUGGGAAGCUCUCCAAGGUGAUCGUAGGAGACGAGAUCAGUCAGUACUUUGUGGUGAUUGGCCGGGCGGUGGACGAGGUACGGCUGGCAGAGGGGUUGGCGGUGGCCAGCACAAUCAUCUUGUCACCUAACGCCUGGGAACUAUGUGAAAGGGACAACAUCGCCAUUGACCCCAUAGAGAAUGAGAGAGCCGUGAAGGUGUGUGUGGGAGGACGGGGAAGGGGGUUGGUGGAUGGAUGUAUUGAUGGAUACAGUUAUGACGAAUGCAGUUUCAAUUAGGCAGGUGGUUGCUAGAUGACUAUGUGAAUGAGGGUCAUUCAAUGCAGGUGCGAUACAUCAAACGAGAGCCCCGUUUUUCUGUUGAGAAGUACCAGGAAUCAAUAGGAACGCAUGUAGAGCAUGAAAACGUGACAAGAGGUACAGUAAAGAGAGUAGCUAGAUAUCAGCCUAUGAUAUUUCUGCUUGCAUGGUUGUGUUGUAACAUCCUAACCAGUCCUUUUUCUGGUCUACAGAUUGUGUGAGGAAAGCAUCUCGACUGAUGCCAAACGCCGAGCUUGAGAAAACUUUUCGGAAGUACAUAAUGAAAACGGUUUUGCAGAAAGUAAGAACCUAGCUACUACCGUCCUCAUUCUUUACAAUAGCAAAAUCAGAAUCACUAUGUAUUUGUGAAUGUAUGAAUGUAGGCUCUGUUUUAAUGUCCACACUACUACUUACCUAGAAUUAAGAAAUGUAUUGAGCAUACGUUCUAAUAAGUAUGCUAGUAUGGUCCUUGGAACGUAGCCAUGGUUUUCUACUCUGACCUCUACUCCCUCAUUAGAUAGAUGACGACCAGCCUCUGGAGUAUCUGUCUGAGAUGCGUCCGGCCACCAUAGUGUUUGUCAACAUGCAGUUCAAGGGAGGAGAGAGUGACCAGGAGCAGUGUAUGACCAUCCACCAGGCCGCCAUUGGCAUCGGUCAGCAGAUAGUCAAGCACCACGGGAGGGUCAACAAAGUGUUCAUGUUCGACAAGGUCAGUUAGUGGUUCAUUCAAGGUGGAAUCCUGGGGGUUUAUUCACUAGGAACCAAAUGAAAGAAAACAGGCUGAAACGGGGAGGGACUAACCUGAAGUUGUCCAAUAAGAAACACUAUUUUGCUAAAUGUUUUGGUACGGUGUGAACUAAUGAAUACACCUCAGCAGUUCUCUGUUCCCAGUGGCAACAGACAAACUACAAAUACAACCAACCAGAAACAUAAACAAUAGGUGCACUCACCAAGACUCUCUUCUUCAGUCAAAUCCCCUGUAUGUUUUUAAAUAACAAGGAGUUUGUUGCAGGGCUGUACUUUCCUCUGUCUGUUUGGGCUGCCUGGGGACAAGCGGGAGGAUGAGAGUGCCCACGCCUUACAGGCUGCCUAUGGAGUACAUGACCUUUGCCAAAAAGAGAUCCGCAGCCUCAAGUAAGGUCCAUUUGAUCCUAAUAUUCUAGGACCACAUGCCUUUACGGUUUAUCACACUACAGAUGUAGGAUCUUAAUUUGAUCACCCUGUUGCAGGAUAAUUUUCCUGCAAUGCAGGACGUUUUUAAACUUGUAGUGUAUUUGAGUUUUAAAAAGGCUUCUUAAGUUUGUAAUUUCCACUUUGAAAUUUCAGACUUGAUUUUCCCUUACGCAAAAUGUAUCAAGUCCAAAAAAAUUUCCAUUAAUUAUAAUCCACAUAAUAAUUCACAUUUCCUGUUGCUAAAGGACUAUUUUCCUGCUCUAGCAAAAUGGCUCAAAUUAAGAUCCUACAUCUGUAUUAAACUUGAGUGCAAUAUGUUGCAGAUUGCAUUUCCUGAAAAUGCUUUGCAUAUACAGUAGUUUUGUGUGUAGGUUGUUUGAAUGCAGCGUAUAGUUAACAAAAGGUCCAAUGUUGUCAAACAGGACUGUCUCUGUUGGAGUAACCACAGGCCCAGUGUUCUGUGGUGUAGUAGGACAUCCUGUGAGGCAUGAAUACACAGGUACAGUCCCCCUUGACAUCCUCUUGAACUCUCAGGUGGAACUGUGCUUUGCCACUGCAACUGACUAUUACAGCUACUUGUUGUAGCCUAUUUUAUAUUAUUUUAACUCGCAUACUAUUAUGUUCAGAUUUUGUACAAGUUUGACCUAGGAACUGAACUCUAUCUCUGUGUCCUUUGCCGUUAGUGAUUGGUCGUAAGGUGAACCUGGCGGCACGACUGAUGAUGCACUACCCCGGGAUGGUGUCAUGUGACAGCGAGACUUGCUACUACUCAAAACUGCCCGCGUUUUACUUCAACGAGCUGCCCAAGAAAGCCAUGAAGGGAGUCAAGAACCCUGGAGCCCUAUAUCAGUUCAUGGCCAACAAACAUCAGAUGUACGACCAUCUGAUAUGACCAACAUCAUUAUAGUCCAUUAACUCAUGACUCAUACUCACUUUCAUAUUGAGCACCGUACUAUUGUCAUGUCAGAUAAUUAAUUGUAAUAAGAAAUGAUAAAGGUUCAUACAUGCUUAUAAAACAAAAUCUCAUCUCCAGAACUGUUGGUAAAGCACCUAUGUCCGUUGAGAGAGAGGAGGGAUAUCCUCUUUUAGGUGAGUUUUCUCUAGUAUUGAUGAUUAUGAAUGACAUGCAUUCAUCGUGGAAGAUCACAUUUAUUUGAAUGAUAUGUUGCGCUCAAAUCCUCCCUAGGCCGAGAGAAAGAAAUUGAAGUGUACUCCAGCGUGCUGAAGGGCUUCUUGGAGGCCAGGGCAGCCGGUCACAAGAACUACAACAAUGUUUUGAUCUACGAGGGACCUAUCGGCUAUGGCAAGAGCCGCCUGCUGGCUGAGGUGGUCUACAGAACAGCCAAGGAUGGAGUCAGGUCAGUGCCAGCUGUUAGUUAGCCUGGUCUUGAUCAGGUCUUGGCAACUACGAUGGUCAUGCCAAAUGCACAAACAGAUCUGACACCAGGCUAGUUGAUAGUUGACUCAAUUAUUUAUUACAUAUCAAUACAACAAAUAUGUGCUGUAUCCCAAGCUGUGGUCGUUUAAUUUAAUCGUAAGUCAACCCCAGUAGUGACAAAGAAACAUGGACGUCAACAAUGGGCGAUUGGAAAGCAUUUCUUCUGUCUCCUAUCUUUCAGAGUGAUCUCGUUUGAGCUGGCCAAGACAGACAUCAAGCAGUCCAACUACGCUCUCCAGACCCUACUGGCCAUCGUCAUGUCAGUUCAGAACUGUAAGAGCUACGCUGAGCGAGAGAGAGUCCUCCUCUCCAAGAUCCUAGACUCAAAGAUGAGGCAGAACCUCUGCCUUCUCAAUGAUAUCCUGUUAGUCAAGGUAGGUGGGAUCUCUGAACGUUGCUUUUCUAAAAGUUAUUAUUCAGUUUCGUAGUAGCUAACGAGGGUAGAUGGGUAUUUUCCUGUAAGAUCUGUUCUAUGCUUUUAGUUUCCUGUGUCGAAGGAUGUGUCACUCAUGGACAGUCAAACGAAGAACAAGAAGAUGAGGAACUACUUUCUGGAGUUGUUUUGCAAGGUACUGUGGAUGAAAAUAACGUGGAUGAUGCAACAACAUGACUUAGGUGGCAGUUGAUUGUUUGAUUACUUAGAAUUCAAUUGAUUCAUGAUAACCGUGUGUGUGUGGUCUGUCCAGUUUGCCGAGGAGGAGCCGUGCGUGUACGUGCUGGACCAGGCUCACUUUGUGGAUCAAGCCUCAUGGGCCUUCCUGCUCGAAGCAUGUAAAAGAGCCUCGGUUCUGUUGUGUAUGGCCCUCCUCCCCCACACCAGUCAGAGCGGGGCCUUCCCAGAGCUUAGCCGCAUCAUCAAGGACCCCCGGACCCUCUACCUCAACCUGCCUGGGCUGGAGCCCCCUGUCAUCGCCCAGCUAGCCUGCCAGAUCCUGGGGGUGGUCCGCAUCCCUAGCGAGGUGGAGCUGUACGUGUAUACAAAGAGACACGCACAAACUAAUACACACACACACACUGUGUGAAUAUACAUACAUUACACAUAUCGACUCUCAGAGGGUGUCUUGGGGAGCUGGGAGUUUCACACCUCACACACGUUCAGGUACAUACAGUGAAACAGGACAAAUAUAAGCACCCCCAUUUGACCUUUGACUCCUCAAAGGCAAUGGCUUGGGAGUUGGGACUGUUUGAAUACUUAAACUAAACUGAAGCAUCAAUAUCCAGAGGAAGUAAAAAGUAAUUUAUUUAAAUGUACACUUUUGAAUUGGCUUGUUGACUGUAUAGCAAUUUUUUGAAGACUCAUUCUAAGGCUGUCAUUGUCUCAGUACAUGAAUAUCUCACAGAAGAAGCCGGAGUUAAAAGUGUAAUCUGUUUUAUAGGUUCCUGGUGGAGAGAAGCCAUGGAGUUCCAUACUACUGUGAGGAGCUCUUGAAGAGUCUGUAUCUGGGCAAUCUGAUCGUGAUGGAGGAGGUGGAGAAGGAGGAUGAGGCUAAAGACAUAGACAUCCUGUUCCCUGAGCCCACCCUGGUGGUACACUGCUCCAAACCCAGCCAGGUGUGGCAAGAGGAGGACGCCAGGGCCGGAGCGCUGGGUAGGAAGAUGGAUCUGUUGGUUGAAAAUGUCUGAGUGGGCAGGUCUCCCGGCCUAUUAACACCCUUGUCUGUGAAACAGACAGACGAAUUGGCUGAGAAUAUGAGUGGCAUGUCUCCCAGCCAAUCAACACCCAUGUUUGUGAAACACUGUUUAAUGUUGCAGGGCCACCCAAGGCAUCCAUGUUGAAAUCUCGCAAGAUCACAGCCCUGGACCAUUUUGUUGACCGCGCUUUGGUCUGUUUUGUCGGAGAAGCUGCCAAAUUCCACGAAGUUCCCAUCCCUCUGACAUUGAAAGGUAUAGUACAGGGUUCCUGCAUUCUGCCCCCAAACACAAUACAACCUCAUCUCAGGAGUCUUAUUUGAUAGAAAUGACUCAUAAAUAAAACAUAAACCUCAUUAAGGAUGUUUUCUGUUCAGGCAUGGCUAUAGGCCUACUAAUAAUAAUAAUAAUAAUAAUAUAUGCUAUUUAGCGGACACUUUUAUUCAAAGCGACUUAGUCAUGCAUGCAUACAUUUUACAUAUGGGUGGUCCCGGGAAUCAAACCCACUAUCCUGGCGUUGUAAGCGCCAUACUCUACCAACUGAGCUACUAAUAAAAGUGAAUUCUAUUCAGGCAUGGCCCUGGCCCACCUAGACCACCUGCAGCCGGCGGACCAGAUGGUGGUGAAGUGUGCUGCCAUCAUCGGCCACACCAUCACCACGCAGAUGCUCAUCAACAUCCUGCCAGAGUCAGAAAACCACGACAAGCUCAACCUGUCGCUCACCUCCCUGUUCAAGUCGGGCACGUUUGAGUGCGGCUCCAAGCCCAAGCAGUUCACCCAGCAGCUCACCAAGGAGUCGGAGUGCUGGGGCGCGCUCAACUGCUACUGUGUCCAGGACAGCCAAGAAGAUAUCCGUGAAGGUCGGUAGUGGAGCUGAAGCUAACACAGACAAGGAGAACUUUCACUCUCUCUACCUCUCUCUGUCUCCUCUCUGACUCUCUCUACCUUCUUCUCCCCAAAUCUCUCUCCCACUCUCAUUUAUAUUUCUAUCUCCCAUCUGUCCCUUCCUACUUCGCCCCCCUCUCAGAAGUGUCAGGCAAGGCCUCUGUGGACGGAGUGUGGCGCUGCAGGGUGAUGCGUUUCUGCACGGCCCUGGUCAAGGAGACAGCCUACGAGCUGUGGCUGAAAGAGCAGAAGAGAGAGAUCCACCAGAAAUGUGCCAGCUACCUCCUCAAGCAGGCCCACCGCUGCAGGGACUGCGGCAUGGCCGAGUUCAUCUUCGGCCACAAGGCGGCCAUAGGGAACAACCUCAUCGAGAUCCACCCGAGUUUGCUCAACAUACAAGAGUCUGGGGAAGCCCUGUUCCUGGGCCAAAGCACACUGGGGCUCCCCAAGGGUGAGUGAUGGGCCCACUGACUUCUCCGCUAGAGAAACGCACGCAACCUGAGAAACAGACACAAACACUCCCUGAGAGACAGACACAAACACUCAUGCUCGCACACACAAACACUUCACACAAACGCUCAUGCAGAUUGACAAUUGUGAUGCUGUAACCAACUGAUCUAAGUAACCAUUGAGGGUUGAUUUGACGGGUGCUGUUGGGGUUGUUCUCCUCUCCACCUCUCAGAGACUAUACAACUGAACCAGGUCAGCCCUUUGCAUCCCAACAGGUAAGAUUUUAUACUCUACCCCUGGUCCCAGAUCAGCUGGCCAGUAUUACAAGUGGGCUGAUUCCAUAACAAAUGUAUUUGUGUGUUUGCGUGCGUCAGUGAGGAGGACGAGUUCUUGUUGAAACUGGAUUCUAGGGUGGAUGAGUACAAGACCACAGUGGACAGAAGCAGGAAGUGUAGGUGUGCCCAGGUGAUGGAGUGUGUUCUGUGCCCCAUGGUGCGCCACUGCACGGGCGUGGGCGACGUGCCCAAAACCUUCUAUUACUUGCUAGAGACCGCCGCAGCCUCGGCCUUCCUCUCCAACAACCUCAAGGUGUGUGUGUGUGUGUGUGUGUCCUUUACACUCUUUUCUGAUCUGUUCGCUCUCAUACAGAAAUACUCUCUCUUUCACAGGCCCUGUCCUAUUUAAACGAAGCUAAAAUCAUACUAGACAAUCUGAAAGUGGGCAAGCCAGCCUUUGAGACUGCCGACCCGAAAGUCAAAGGGAAAAUCAACAACUUUGAGAGAGCCUGUGUUUUCCGUCUCAGAGGGGAGGUAGGAGUUCACUUAAAUGUUAUUUAUAAUCGAAAAGGAUAAUAAUGAUUUGCAUUUAUACAAAAUAGCGCUUUUCUCAAACUAAAGUGUACUGUUUAUUGUACAUAUAGGUGUUGUACAACACGGGCCAAAUGGAGGAGGCUGAGAGCAUGUUUGCCAGCGCCCUACGGCUCCUGAACAGACGUCUCCCUACGAACCGCGUGGCCGUGUCCCUGAAGUACGUCUGUGAGAAGAUGAAGAGUCUGUGCUGCAGAUCCAAGAACUUUGACAACCCUGGGUGUGUUCUAUAUUCAACAAGCACCUGUACAGAUAAAGAUUAAACAAAUUAAUAUACAUCUUUUAUAGAGAGCAGGCAUUCUAAAAUCAGCUAUUUUCAAUGUAUUGACGACAACAUACCACAACCUACUAUUGUCAUCAAAUUCAGCAUUUAUUUGCAUUUACCUCACAGUAUCUUUUAAAUAUAAAAAAAUAAUACUUACAACAACAAAAAAAUACUCUAGCACACUGGUGAUGUAGAUGCUCCACAAACAAUUGAAUGGAUCUUACAAUAGUGUGCUACCUUUUGUUUAGGUGUUGUUAUUGUUAUUGUCUUGGUCCAAAGAGAGAAGAAGCUGGCGUUCCUCCACGAGCAGGUCUGCUGUCUGUCGUACAUGUGGCAGAUCGGCUGCAUGAGGAGAGCGCCCAAGGACAUGCUCAACGCAUCGCUGGCCAUCACUAUGGAGAUGAACUCAGCCCAGAGGACUGCAGAGGAGAACAAGGUGGUUGUUUACUCUGCUUCUCUGGUUUCUACAGGAAAACGAGGGCUCAAAAAUGGGUUUGUUCAGUCAAUGGAAAUCUCGAACACUAGAGAGAGAGAGAGAGAGAGAGAGAGGUAGGGGGGAAAAAAAAAUACAGUAGGGAUCAUCAACUAGAUUCAGCCGCGGGCCAUUUUUUUUUCUUGAGCGGAUGGCCAAAAGUCCAAACAGAUACUGUAUAAUGUUUGACUAAAACAUAAUCAUUUCAAACCUUGCUUACAUUUGUAUAUGAUCACGUUUCUCUCUAUUAUGCGUGGCAAUACUUAGGAACAUGUUUAUUAAAAUCACUUGGAGUUGAUUUCCUGGUGUUUUUUAGUCUAUUAUGUCCAACAAUAUAUAUACCAGUCAAAAGUUUGGACACACCUACUCAUUCCAGGGUUGAUUUUUACUAUUUUCUACAUUGUAGAAUAAUAGGGAAGACAUCAAAAUUAUGGAAUAACACAUAUGGAAUCAUGUAGUAACCAAAAAAAGUGUUAAACUAAUCCAAAUAUAUUUUAUAUUUGAGAUUCUUCAAAUAGCCACCCUUUGCCUUGAUGACAGCGUUGCACACUCUUGGCAUUCUCUCAACCAGCUUCACCUGGAAUGCUUUUCCAACAAUCUUGAAGGAGUUCCCACAUAUGCUGAGCACUUGUUGGCUGCUUUUCCUUCAAUCUGCUGUCUGACUCAUCCCAAAACCAUCUCAUUUGGGUUGAGGUCGGGGGAUUGUGGAGGCCAGGUCAUCUGAUGCAGCACUCCAUCACUCUACUUCUUUGUAAAAUAGCCCUUACAUAGCCUGGAGGUGUGUUGGGUCAUUGUCCUGUUGAAAAACAAAUGAUAGUCCCACUAAGCCCAAACCAGAUUGGGUGGCGUAUCGCUGCAGAAUGCUGUGGUAGCCAUGCUGGUUAAGUGUGCCUUGAAUUCUAAAUAAAUCACAGACCGUGUCACCAGCAAAGCACCCCCACACCAUAACACCUUUACGGUGGGAAAUACACAUGCGGAGAUCAUCCGUUCACCCACACCGCGUCUCACAAAGACACGGCUAUCUUCUGUAUACCCCCCCCCCCCCCCCCCCCCCUACCUUGUCACAACAUAACUGAUUGGCUCAAACGCAUUAAGAAGGAAAUAAAUUCCACAAAUUAACUUUUAAGAAGGCACACCUGUUAAUUGAAAUGCAUUCCAGGUGACUACCUCAUGAAGCUGGUUGAGAGAAUACCAAGAGUGGCUAUUUUAGCACUUUUUGUGUUACUACAUCAUUCCAUAUGUGUUAUUUCAUAGUUUUGAUGUCUUCACUAUUAUUCUACAAUGUAAAAAAUAGUUAAAAUAAAGAAAAACCCUUGAAUGAGUAGGUGUGUCCAAACUUUUGACUGGUAGUGUGUAUAUAUUACUUAAAUUUUGCUCACAAAACUUGGGGGCCAAAUAAAACCACCCGCGGGCAGCCAGUUGGGGAACCCUGGUAUACAGUCACCCAUACACUCUUUGACGUCCCUCUCACUCACAGACACAUCUCCUCUGUCUAGAUCAUCUUCUCCUGCAUCGACUACCUCCAGUACUGCCAGCUGAGUGGUCUGGACGACCAGUGUAAGAGCUAUGAAAGGAUGCUGUGUGGAAACUUUGUUGAGCUGUCUGACUGCAUGGAGGGCCUGACCCUCACCAGCUACUUCAUACGUACCCUCUCCAUUGUCAAGCUCUGCUCUGGAGCCCUGCACGACUCCAUCCAGUAUGGUGAGGAGGGGAGUGUGUGUGUGUUGCAUUGGUGAGGUAGUGUGUGUUCGGUUUUAAACAAGUGUGUAAGCAAGCAAGCGAGACAGACAGACAAACAGACAGACGGACAGAGAAAACAUUUAUAGCUAAAAAGUUUCAGUAGUGAAAGAAGUUCUACUUCUCAGGUCUCCGAGCAGAGAAAAUCAGCAAGCUGACGAACCGCCGGGGCCCGGACAUGUUGGUGAUCACUGUCCUUCACACACCCCUCCUCCUCACACAGAGGUGAAGGACUACUGCUUCUAGUUGGUUCUUUUACUGGGAUCUGUGCUUUAUCUACUGUUGAAUAAUAUGAUACCCAGGUAUGAGGAGUGUGUCCAGCUGAUGCAGAGUCUGGAGUACCAGGGAAACAGGACACGCAUCAGCACAGCUAAAGGCUGGUUCUAUGUAGGCUGCUUUGACUUCCUGCUCUACUCAGGCAAGUUGGAUAUUCCAUCACUGGGACAUAUCUUAGUGAAUGAACUAAGGGGUAAUAAUUAUAAAUGCCAUUUAGCUGACGCCUUUAUCCAAAGCGGCUUAGUCAUGCGCGCAUACAUUUUACGUAUGGUUGGUCCCGGGAAUCGAACCGACAUUGCAAGCUCCAUGCUCUACCAGCUGAGCUACAGAGGACCACUACCAUCGGUUGGGUCUCAUGGUGUGUGUUCCAGGCUUUGCCUUCCGUCCGUUUGAGGAGUGCUACACCUUUGUGGAGGAGUCCCAGUCAGACCCUAACCUGGUGGCUGACAAGAGUCUGAUGAUGAACCUCUACUCUGCUCUGGCUCUGUGGUGAGUGGACUGAUAGAAAUAUUAUGAAUAGAGCGCACAUAAUUUUUUUUCUCUACAUGCCAGAGAGGCAUUUCUGUUCUACAUAACAUAUUUCUAUCUGAACGCUCUACAAUGGUGUGCCUUUCAAAAUGCAGCCCGAAGCUAUACUCUAGUCCAACCUACUAUCUUUGCAGUCUCAAAUCAAAUCAAAUCAAAUCAAAUUUUAUUGGUCACAUGCGCCGAAUACAACAGGUGCAGACAUUACAGUGAAAUGCUUACUUACAGCCCUUAACCAACAGUGCAUUUAUUUUAAACAAAAAAAGUAAGAAUAAAACAACAACAAAAAAAGUGUUGAGAGAAAAAGAGCAGAAGUAAAAUAAAGUGACAGUAGGGAGGCUAUAUAUACAGUAAAAUAAAGUGACAGUAGGGAGGCUAUAUAUACAGGGGGGUACCGUUGCAGAGUCAAUGUGCGGGGGCACCGGCUAGUUGAGGUAAUAUGUACAUGUGGGUAGAGUUAAAGUGACUAUGCAUAAAUACUUAACAGAGUAGCAGCAGCGUAAAAAGGAUGGGGUGGGGGGGCAGUGCAAAUAGUCCGGGUAGCCAUGAUUAGCUGUUCAGGAGUCUUAUGGCUUGGGGGUAGAAGCUGUUGAGAAGUCUUUUGGACCUAGACUUGGCACUCCGGUACCGCUUGCCGUGCGGUAGCAGAGAGAACAGUCUAUGACUAGGGUGGCUGGAGUCUUUGACAAUUUUGAGGGCCUUCCUCUGACACCGCCUGGUAUAGAGGUCCUGAAUGGCAGGGAGCUUUGCCCCAGUGAUGUACUGGGCCGUACGCACUACCCUCUGUAGUGCCUUGCGGUCAGAGGCCAAGCAGUUGCCAUACCAGGCGGUGAUGCAACCAGUCAGGAUGCUCUCGAUGGUGCAGCUGUAUAAUUUUUUGAGGAUCUGAGGACCCAUGCCAAAUCUUUUUAGUCUCCUGAGGGGGAAUAGGCUUUGUCGUGCCCUCUUCACGACUGUCUUGGUGUGUUUGGACCAUGAUAGUUCGUUGGUGAUGUGGACACCAAGGAACUUGAAGCUCUCAACCUGUUCCACUACAGCCCCGUCGAUGAGAAUGGGGGCGUGCUCAGUCCUCUUUUUUUUCCUGUAGUCCACAAUCAUCUCCUUUGUCUUGGUCACGUUGAGGGAGAGGUUGUUGUCCUGGCACCACACGGCCAGAUCUCUGACCUCCUCCCUAUAGGCUGUCUCAUCGUUGUCGGUGAUCAGGCCUACCACUGUUGUGUCGUCGGCAAACUUAAUGAUGGUGUUGGAGUCGUGCCUGGCCAUGCAGUCAUGGGUGAACAGAGAGUACAGGAGGGGACUGAGCACGCACCCCUGAGGGGCCCCCGUGUUGAGGAUCAGUGUGGCAGAUGUGUUGUUACCUACCCUUACCACCUGGGGGCGGCCCGUCAGGAAGUCCAGGAUCCAGUUGCAGAGGGAGGUGUUUAGUCCCAGGAUCCUUAGCUUAGUGAUGAGCUUAGAGGGCACUAUGGUGUUGAAUGCUGAGCUGUAGUCAAUGAAUAGCAUUCUCACGUAGGUGUUCCUCUUGUCCAGGUGGGAAAGGGCAGUGUGGAGUGCGAUAGAGAUUGCAUCAUCUGUGGAUCUGUUGGGGCGGUAUGCAAAUUGGAGUGGGUCUAGGGUUUCUGGGAUUAUGCUGUUGAUGUGAGCCAUGACCAGUCUUUCAAAGCACUUCAUGGCUACAGACGUCAGUGCUACGGGUCGGUAGUCAUUUAGGCAGGUUAUCUUAGAGUUCUUGGGCACGGGGACUAUGGUGGUCUGCUUGAAACAUGUUGGUAUUACAGACUCAGUCAGGGACAUGUUGAAAAUGUCAGUGAAGACACUUGCCAGUUGGUCAGCACAUGCUCGGAGUACACGUCCUGGUAAUCCGUCUGGCCCUGCGGCCUUGUGAAUGUUGACCUGCUUAAAAGUCUUACUCACAUCGGCUACGGAGAGCGUGAUCACAUAGUCAUCCGGAACAGCUGGUGCUCUCAUGCAUGCUUCAGUGUUGCUUGCCUCGAAGCGAGCAUAGAAGUGGUCUGUAUGUAUGUUUCUGUAUGUUUCUAUGUGUGUGUGUCUGUGUGUGUGUCCCGUUCGGCCUAGGUAUGCCCGUCUGUGUGAGUGGGAGAAGGCAUGUUUCUUCUACACCAAGGCCUGUGGAGUGACCCAACAGGCUCCCUCAUCCAUCCACUCCAUCAACGGCGUGGUCAUGUUCCUGGAGUGUCAUGUGCUGCUGUUCAGAAAGGCCCUGGUGGAGCACAACCAACACAUCAAAGCCAUCUACCAGAGCACACAGAAGGUAGCCUAGCGACAGGUAGCCUAGCGGUUAAGAGCGAUGGGCCAGAAACCGAAAGGUUCCUGGUUCAAAUCCCUGAGUCGACUAGUUGAAAAAUCUGUCGAUGUACCCUUGAGCAAGGCACUUAAUCCUAAUUGCUCUGGAUAAGAGCAUCUGCUAAAUGACUAAAAUGUAUGCAUGCACAUACUCAGACGCUCUUUCUUUCUCUCAAGCUCUCCCUCACGCACACACACACACUCACUCUCCCUCACUCACACACGUGCCUUCACGUGCCCAUGCCCACACACACAUGCUCGCACACACACAGUUGUGUAUAAUGUACAUUUUAGAAAAGUCACACGGUCAUAUUAUAAAUGUUUUUCCUGAAACGGACCUAAUAGCCAUAUUAUUUCUUAUGCAGCACUUCACAGAGUUCAACCGGAAGUACUCAACCAACAAGAUGUACGCGCCCCGGGUGCUGCACCUCAGAGCUUACAUGUACUUGCUGGCGGGACACGAGGCCCUGGCCACCGCCAUCCUCAACAAGGCUGUAAUGCUGUGUCAACAGCACGGCAACAAGCUGGAGGAGAGCUGGAUCGCACAGAACCAGGUACAGUACUGGAGGAAAGGCCAGAGGGGACACACAAACACACAUAAUAAUGGCUGGAACAGCGCCAAUAGCAUCAAACACAUGGAAACUAAUGGGUUCGAUGUAUUGGAUACCAUUGCACUGAUUCCACACCAGCCAUUACCACGAGCCUGUCCUCCCCAAUUAAGGUGCCACCAACUUCCUGUGGUGUGUAUGCAGUCAUCACACACACACAGAACAGAAAACAUAACCACAUGCAUUUAAAAUAGAUUGCAGUUACACAUCGUAUACCAUGUAGUACAAAUCAGUGGAGGCUGGUGAGGGGAGGACGGCUCAUAAUAAUGCUCGGAAUGGAGUUAUUGGAAUGGUGUCCAACAUGGUUUUCAUGUGUAUGCCAUUCCAUCCACUCCAUUCCCGCCAUUAUUAUGAGCCGUCCUCCCCUCACCAGCCUCCACUGUAGUACAUGUAUUUUCUCCUUGAUAACCUAAACAAGUAGAGCGUAGCGCUUAGCUAGGUCCUUAGUGAAUGUAUUAUUUAAUUAAGGACAUUUCUAAUAAAUAUGUUGUGAGUAUUCCCUGUCUUCCUCUUCAGAUUUCGUGGUUCGGCGUGUUCAGGCAGAGCACCAGCGACUGGUUCGCUUCCACUUUGACCAUGCCCAGCUGGGAGGAGGCUAAGGGGAUGGACCCAGAGGAGCUGACCCACACCCGCUACACCCUGAUGGGUGUGGGGAGCGAGAUCUGGGCUGACAACUCCAGCCUGUACCUCGCCCCAAAGGCAGAGGACACCCAGCUCCUCAAAGGCCAAGGAUAG
Coregonus sp. 'balchen' is the source of this 18035-nucleotide messenger RNA. The record is from the annotation of a GenBank genome assembly. NCBI's taxonomy places the organism in Eukaryota, Metazoa, Chordata, Actinopteri, Salmoniformes, Salmonidae.